AUGUUGUCAUCAUGGGUUGGCAGUAACUGUUGCUUGUGGGAAAGAAUCUUAUGCCACAAAGUCACUGGAAAUGUGGAAGGCCUUUAUCUCAGAGGAGACAUGGCAUAUCUUUUUGAUCCUGAAAAUGAUGAUGGAAACUACCUAAUUGGUAAUGAGGUGAACUCUUCUUUGGAAGAGUUGAUUCAUCUGAAAUACUUGGACUUGAGUGGGAAUGAUUUUCAAGGAAGUAUGAUCCCUGAGUUUAUUGGAACCUUGAAGCAGUUGAGCUACCUCAAUCUCUCGUAUGCUGAUUUUCAAGGUAUUAUUCCUCAUCAUAUUGGGAAUCUUUCUAAUAUAAAGGUUCUUGAUCUAAGUUCAAACUUAGAGUUGAUAGCAGAUGAUAUGUCAUGGACACUUGGCCUUUCAUCACUCGAGCAUCUCGACUUAAGUUCAUUAGAUCUUAGUGGAACACAAAACUCGGACAUGGUGCUUUACAUGAUUCCUUCAUUAGAAUCGUUAAAUUUGCAUAGUUGUGGAGUUUCCAUUCCUUUUCUUAAUUCGAGUAGAAUACUUCCCAACAUCAAACACUUGGAUCUUGGCUUCAAUUCUUUCAAAACUUUUCUCCCUACAAUUCUUCAAAACAUGACAUCCCUUCAAUUCCUGGAUCUUUCUUCAUUUGAUCUUAGUUUCAUAGGAAGCCUUGUAACCUUGCUAAACAUGAUCCCUUCUUUAUCAGAAUUGCAUUUGUCAAAUUGUGGGAUUGAUAAGACGUUUCUAUCCACCCCUCAUCUUAAUCUCAGUACAUUUUAUGACAUCCAACAUCUGGAUCUUAGCGAUAAUUCAGUUGAAGGGACAUUUCCAUCACUUUUAACAAACAUGAGUUCCUUAAGAGUCCUUGAGCUUUCAGGAAACAUGUUGAAUUCAUCGGUUCCUAAUAUGCCUAAUCUUCUAGAGCUUGAUCUUUCAUCUAAUGAGUUUAAGCAGAUUGAACAUAUUGGAAUCUGGAGGCUUUGUCACUUGAAACAAUUGAGUGCAUCACAAAAUCCAAUUGAUAUAGAAAUUAUUGAAUCAUUAAAAAAUGUUUCAGAAUGCUCCCAUUAUGCUUUAGAGAGGUUGUUUUUACAGUUGAGUUUAAAUGGUACAAUUCCAGAACUACUUGGAAGGUUUACCGAUUUAAGUGGCUUACAUUUAUCUGGAAACAGAUUAACAGGUCCAAUUCCUGAAUCUAUAAGAAGCUUACAAUUUUUACAAGUAUUAGAUCUAUCUGAAAACAUGUUAACUGGUCACAUUCCAACAUUCCUUGGGAGACUUUCUUAUCUUGAUCUUUCUUCUAAUUUGUUAAAUGGGAGAAUUCCAGAAUCGAUUGGAGAAUUAUCCGAUUUAACAUAUUUGAAUUUGGGAUCCAAUCAGUUAAUGGGCCCCAUCCCAUCAUCUCUAGGAAGACUUGUUUCUUUACAAACAAUUUCAUUAUCUUCAAAUAUGUUAAAUGGGAAUAUUCCAGUUUCAUUUGGGCAACUUUUGAAACUCCGUUCUCUAGUUAUCUCUAACAAUUUUCUAGAAGGAGUAGUUUCUGAAGCUCAUUUUUCCGACCUUUCGAUGUUGAAGAAGUUGGAUGCUUCUUCUAAUCGUAAGUUGACAUUCAAUGUUUCACAUGAGUGGAUACCUCAAUUCAAAUUGGUAAGUCUUCGACUCAGUUCUUGCAAAAUCGAAAAAGGAUUUCCACAGUGGCUUCGAAAUCAAAGGGAACUUAAAACGUUAGUGUUGUCCAAUGCUUCAAUCUCAGGACCUCUUCCUACAUGGUUGCAGAAGAUGCCCAUCAUUCCUUACUUAGACCUCUCCCACAACAAACUCAGUGGUUCUUUGAUAAACCUUCCGAAUGGGGGGAAUUUCCAUGCUUCUGCAUACUGGGCGUUAUUUCUAGGAAAUAAUCUUUUCAAUGGGUCGAUUCCAAGGUCUUUAUGCAAGAGAGAUUUGGACUUUCUUGAUCUUUCCAAAAAUAAGUUAACAGGGAAAAUUCCUAACUGUUUUGAUAGUAUGAAAAGGUUGAUGACCAUGAUAUUUAGCUCAAAUCGGUUGUCUGGUGUUGUUCCAAAUACAAUAGCUCGUAAUUCGUUAUCAUUACUUCGAUUAAGUUUGAAUGACAACAGCUUUGUUGGUGAACUUCCUCAAGAAUUGGGGAAUUUAGGAGAUUUGUGUAUCUUAGAUUUGGGUGAUAAUGAAUUCUCUGGAAACAUACCUGAAUGGAUUGGGGAAAACCUUACAUCCUUGAUAGUUUUGAGGUUACACAACAAUAAUUUCAUCGGACGAAUUCCUCAAUCAUUGUGUAAAGCUUCAAAUCUUCAAAUUUUGGAUGUUGCUUACAACAACUUAACAGGAAUCAUUCCUCAAUGUCUUGGAGAGUUGAAAGCCAUGGUUAAUAGUAGCGGAGUACAUUCAAUGAUUAUCCCUUUUGAUUCUGAUGAGAACGUGUUUCAAGUCAUGAAAGGUGUUGAUCUUGAAUAUACAACAACAUGGGAUAUGGUUUUUAACAUGGACCUUUCAAGCAAUAAACUUGUUGGAGAAAUACCAGUCAAGCUAACCCAACUUGCAAUGUUGAUGGGUCUCAAUUUUUCAAAUAAUCAUCUCAAUGGGGGUAUUCCACACAACAUUGGAAACAUGAAAAAGUUAUUUUCUCUCGAUUUCUCUGGAAACGAAUUGAUUGGGGUGAUUCCUCCAAGCAUGGCAGCUUUGAAUUUUUUGAGUCAUUUGAAUUUGUCGUACAACAACUUGUCAGGAAAAAUUCCAACAGGGAAUCAAUUGCAGACCCUUAAUGACCCAACAAUUUAUGCUGGAAACAGCUAUCUAUGUGGAGCUCCAUUGUCAAGAAAUUGCUCAAAUCAUGAAGUCCCCACAAUAUGGCAUAACAACAAUACGAAGGUAUGGUUUUAUGCGGAUGUGAUGAGUGGUUUUACAACAGGGUUUUGGGGUGUUAUUGGAAUUUUGUUUUUCAAGAAGCAGUGGAGACAUAAUAUUUUCAUAUUUGCUAAGAAAACAAUAGAGAAGAUACAAGUCGUAACAAUUGCCAAGAUGAAGAGAGAAAGAGAAGCCUGA
Lactuca saligna is the source of this 3069-nucleotide messenger RNA. The record is from the annotation of a GenBank genome assembly. Lineage: Eukaryota; Viridiplantae; Streptophyta; Magnoliopsida; Asterales; Asteraceae.